Messenger RNA from Schistosoma mattheei, 6533 nucleotides. NCBI's taxonomy places the organism in Eukaryota, Metazoa, Platyhelminthes, Trematoda, Strigeidida, Schistosomatidae. The record is from the annotation of a GenBank genome assembly.
GUUUUUCAAAACUUUUGCGACUGUAAGUUGUUAUCUUGCGUUAAAUGAGUUCGAUUUCCCUUUCUACAAACUUCGAAUGGUUUUUGAUGUGGUUAGAUAUGCAGAUUUCCCAUUUAAGUAUGAAUUAAACUUACAGUUAAUGUGGUUUAUAUCCGAACGAUUACCUUAUUUUUACUAUCUGGUUCGAGUUUUGCGCCCCAUGGAAUUUGUUUUUCAUUUAAUGUGCACGAACGUCCUUUGUUAUCAUUGCCCUACAUUUUUUAUUGCAUAUUUAUAGGUCUUCGUUUUUCUCAUAUGAUGCGGACAAGAAACCGAGGUCAGAAAAGAUCUAUUGUAUCAUCGCUAGGAUUGGGCCCAAAAUAUAGCAAACAUAAAAGUGUUGUUGAUCAUAAGUGCUCUGGUUCAAGACGAGGUCGUACUAGUACCUUAUUUUUACGGAGUCAACCAAGAACUCGUUGGUCAUCCGAAGUUACACGAACUUGUGUAGGGAGCAACCUGGGAAGACCGAAAAUUCGUAAGCGCGGUAGUCGGGGUCUUUGUGGAAGUAGUCGUUUGCCCUGUACGGUACACUUGGAAUCCAAAACUUGCAGUUUUUCAUCUGAUCCUCUAAUGCAUACUAUGUAUGCUACGCGAACAAAAAGUAAAGGUUGUGACGCAUUUUCUUCGAUAAAUAACAGUUCUACUCUGAGAUCUCGUAUAAGCAAAAUAAAAGUGGAAGAUGAGUCCAAGUUUGAUCUGUCGAAACCUAGUGUUGAGGUCGAGCCAAAACUUUACACUAGUAAUCCACCUGGUAGGCCAUUUAGUAGGGGAGUCAAAAGAGGACGUCCACGAUUCUCUAGAGGUCUUCCUCGGUCCAUUUGUGACACAGGAUCUAAUUCAACUAGGCAGUCGGUAGAUUUCAUAGCUAGCGAGACCACUGUCCAAAGUAGCUUCCCCAAGAAAUGUGAUUCUCCAGUACACAAUACUUCUGUUAUUGACUGUGUAGACCUGGAAAGUACAUUAAGGCCCGAUAAACCAAAUGGAGGCAGCUACAGAUCUUAUGACAACAGAUCAGACGUUAAAAAAGAAGAUAGUGAAAUUUUUGCUAAUUUACCUUUACCAACGAAACGACGACGUGGAAGACCUCCUCUUAAGCUGUGUUCUGCACUAUUUCCCAAAACCAGUGCUCCCGUAAAGUCUGAAAGCAAGGAAGUCACUCAAGAUGAAGUCCAGGAGUCAGUUUAUUUCCCUCAGGAUUCACAUCACUUAUAUCCAGAAAUCACUAAAGAACGGAGGUUUCCAAGUAUUGAUCUAGUGCGCACAUCAUGUACAGCUUCACCCUUUCAACUUCGUUUUGGUGCCACUGAUGAUGUUCUCCAAGAAGUAUUAAAUGAAGUAAAUGAAUAUGGUUUUGUAAAGUUACCUGUCAAACGUAUAAGAAAAGGUCGUCAAAAACCUACUACCCCACCUGGCAAGGUAAAUGAAGAUCAAUUUGUAAUGAGCUUCAAUUCUCCUUCUGUUGAAAGAAUUUUUGACUCCAUUUGCAGAGAAGACAGGUUAAAUGAUGACCUCGCUUCAAAAGAUUUAUUUUUAGCAAUGAGUGGCCUCUUGCGCCCAGGUGUUUGUGAAGUAUGGCGCAGACGACGGGAAGAUCGAAGUAAGCAGUUGAGUCGAAAUUUGAUGGGUCGUUUACGUCCUAAUCCUCGUCCACGACGAUACUCUGACAUGAUAUCUCAAAGUAGUCAUCAUUCCCAUAUUGAUGGUCUCAUCUCACUUGAUGGUAUUCACAAUAAUGAAAAAACUCGACAUCAAUCUACACGUUCGACUACUGUGUCAGCAGCGAGGUUGACUGCUGCUAAGAAGCUCAUUCGAGCCAAAUCACAUGUUCAGAGUAGCCUUCAGAUUACUCCUAUUAGGUCUCAAAGUACUGGAUAUGUAGAUGAAUUAUGUAUGGACUCAAGAACAGGUCGGUCUGCACAUCGUACUGCUAAAAUGAACGUUUCUAUAUCAUCUAGAACUAGUCGCCAUCCAGACGUAAGUCAUCAUAUUGACUGGAAGUUUUGUUAUGUCUCCUCAAGUAAGCAGAAUGAAGUCACGGGUCUUAGUAACAAUCUUCAGCGUCGCCAACGUCAAGCAAGUUUUACUUCAAAAGCUCGCAUGGAAAAUGUUGGUAACUUUUCACCUAUAAGGUCACUCGAUAAUAGCCCUUGUGAUCUCGAACAGGAUAUUCUGGAAGAUUCCUGUGAUAUUCGCAAAACAGACAUGGGAAACCAAAUACAACUAAAACCAGAAAGCAAGACUCAUCUUCAAAUUAGUAGUUCUAAUGAUGCUGAAAGGUUCAAUUUAAAUUACAAUAAGUCCAUACAGUUAUCUGGUGAUCGGCGUCUCGAAAGACGUCGCAAAAAACGCCGUGCAAUCACAUUCCAGAGAAAGCGUCCAAAUGAACGUUUCUUGACUUCCCAUAGACGGGACAAUUGGUGUUCAGAGAAGACACAUUUGCGUGACGAUUCUUCUGCAUCAUCUUCAACUUCCAAGUCUGGCAUAGUAGAUGCUUAUGGAAGGUCUUUUCGCCAAGCAAGGUGGUACCAUCACCGUCCUCCUAAAAUUGGGCAUUCCGAACGAACAGGAUCAAGUUACUGUUGCCAUAGCGCUUUAGAGUCUCGUUCACCACGAAAGUCGGAGCGUUCAUUAAGUUCUCGGCGCAUCCAUACAAGUUCUAAGUUUAGUAGCCGCCGAAUCGUAUUACCAGAACCCAGUCAUAGUCAUGCGUCUCGUCAUCGCAUCCCUCGACGACCAGACAGGAUGUGCCAACUCACUCUCCUUGAUCGUUUAGUCUUGGGACUAAAUUGUAGUGUGUCGCAAAAUGACGAUGAAAUCCAUAUUAAACAACUUCAUGCAGAGGAAUUGAAUAUUCUUACACAACGUAUGAGCCGUACAGGUUUUUUUAUACAAUCUCUUGCUCUUCGACAAAAUGCUAACAACGAUGCUGAAUAUAACAUUGUCCUUACUUUCUCUUCUGAAAAUGAAGCAGGUAUAAGACGUACACGGUGUCCCAAUUCAUUGUUCCGCUCAAAGUUAGAUUCUCAUGAUAGAGCUUCAGUCUGUCGCUCUUUGUCGGUCUGCGAUCAGAAUGCCUGGAAAAAAGUCAAAAGUCACAAUCGUCCAAGGCGGAUUUCUUGUUUAGCCUCACGCCAUUCGUAUUUAUCACAUUCACGUCAUAUAAAUAAGUCCCAUCAUUAUAAAGAUCCAAGUGAUUCUUCGUUGCUUGUUGGAUAUCAAAGUGAUUCGGGUUUACUAAUUCAUCGCUCAACAAAUUAUGUACGAGAGUUCCAUUCUGAUUGUGAGGAGUCGGGAACACAUCGGUAUAAACACUUUGAAAAAUUGAGUGUCAGCAGGAAAACCAGUCAUCAUGUUCUGUAUAAUGCUGAUAGUAAGCCAGGACAUUGCUAUUCUGUUCUCAGACCCCUUGAUAAAGCUUCACUUCGGCAUCUGCAAGUCAACUCGUCUUCUGGCUCGACUAAGAUAGAAGCUCAUCGCUCUUGCCUACCACUCGAACUUAGCUAUAUAACUGGUAAUACAGACGUACAUAAGCGCCCAACAAUCUCGUCUCGCGUUUCAUCAGCGAAGGACGACGAACACAUUGUGACUUCUGAAGAGUCGUCAGCUAUUCAUAUCAGUAACUGUUCAAAUAUUAAUUCAAGUAAUUCCAGUCAUGGAGCUUCUAAACGUGAUGCUAACAUUUAUAUUGUUGGUGCCGUUCAAAACCUGCCAUUUCGCCGUCAUAGUCCGCGCAAAGUUAUUCGCAAGGUUUAUACUGGUAGUCUCACCAUACCAAAAAUACUUAAUCGCAAAAGAAUUCCUACUCUACCUACUAAUCCAUUAGGCGGUCCGAGUGUUAGCAUGACAGUUACGUCUACCAAUUCUCUGACGAAUACUUUGGCGACUAAUUCUAUCGUUAGCGCUGUUUCAUGUUCGACAUCAAGCAGUUCAGUUGGCCUAAACUCAUCAACUCAACUCAGACGCUUACAAGCUACUGCAACAUCGUUAAGCAUCGUGCAAAAUCCUGUAUCAACUACUGAGCAAUCAAAAAUAAACGUUCCUCCUUUAGCUGUUGUACCUUCAGUUAUAACUGAUCCACAGACUGUAACCAAAGUAAAGAUGCAGAAUUCCGAUAUCACAGCUACACUUCAUGACGCUCUUGAUCAACCGGAGGCAAGUGCAUCAGUUGAAACUACUAAUCACGAAGAUAUACCUACAGAUUACCUGUCAAGGUCUGUGACUGUCGAACGUGUUACCAGUGAAAAUUACUGUGAACAGAAUAUCUCAAAAACAAAUCCAGCUGACGCUAAUGAUUCCAUUACUAAAACGCCGGAAAAUGAAGUGGAUGUAAAAGAUUUCUUGUCAGAUGUGAUUUCUAGUGAAACUGAUAUAAAAAGUGUGGGUCAUAUAAUCACAUCCGGUACGGAUAUGUGCCCUUUAGGUAGCACUCCAUACAACGUAGUCAGUGCUGCCAGUUCAUAUACUUUUGCUGCCACAAAUUCCAUCAACGAUGAAGAAGCUGUUUUAGGUAUGGAUGAUUCCCAAACACCAGCUACGUCACUUAGUGCAAGUCAACUGCUCAAAUUGAAACGUCUUCAUGAUGAAGUUGGGCGACCAAUUCAACGAAGAGACUCCAAGUCUCCUCGCUGCACUUCUCAUACACCAUCACAGGUCCAGUCUCCUAUAUAUCUACCUGCUCGUUCUCAAAAUCAGUCACAAUCACUCGAAUCGGAAGCAAUUGUCACACGGUGCCCACAAACUUCCCAGCUUCAACAAUCUCAGCAGUCCAUUCAAUACACCUCGUCAGUAUUGUCAAACACCUCUGGGCUUAACUCCGAAUUUCGACCAUUCCCCGUGCAUUUAAAUCAAGACCCUGCUCAUAAAAGUAACCCAAAACUUGAAAUAGAUGAUGAUGACGAUGAUGAUAUGGAAGAUUUCGAACUCAAAAACGUUACGAAAAUGUAUGAACCUUCUGUUGCUACUUCAUUUCAGUCUUCUUCUAUACCGUCUCAUAAGUUAACGUCAAAUCGUUUUUUCGAUAACAGCGCCUUAUCUAGUGUACCAACAACUAUAUCUUCAGAACCAGAAGGUCUUCCUUUUAUGAGUGCUCACUACCCUUCAGUAAUGAGAUCACCUCGCAUAAAUUGGCCAAUUGGACGUCCUAUUUUUAAUCCAACACUUACUGGCAGCUCGAGGUUGCCAUCACAAUGUUUUAAUCCUUUAGCACCUGCUACAGUUCGUUGUUUUACGGAAGCAGACCAAAAUACAGGUAGUCGUAUUGUUGGUCAAGGUCUUUCUACACCGCGAGCGUCAACGAAUGAAAGUGUUGGUGAUCACUUUUUACUGUCAGGCAAACCCUUCAUUUCCUCUUCCAUAUCUCCUAUUUUUUCUGGUUCGGGUGGAAUCCCUAUUAUGACCACUGUCCAAUCCUCUACAAAUGCUUCUGUAUGCUCAGGGCCGCCUAAAAGAACAGUUGUCCACAAGUAUCACUCUUUUAGAAAAAUUUUACCGAAAUCAGAUAGACCAGUCAUGCUUCCGACUGCACCAGGAUUCAGCAUAUCUCCAUUCAGUACGAAUACCGCAGCACUAGGUAGAUUUUCAGUACCCAGUAGUAGUUUUGGCAUGUAUAGACCUGGUCCACUUAGUGCUAAGGCUGUUUUACCUUGCGAAGUAACCACUAGCAGAACUUAUAUCAUGGACAUCGGCACAUCAAACCUAACUGAUGAUAGUUCAUCAAUUCCAAUUCGACGCAAUUUGUGUGCUACUUCUUUAGCGCUUGCUAACUCAAACCAGUCAAUAUUAGCGACUAAUCCAGCAUCUCAGUUACUUAAAAGCCUGCUCGAACGUGACGACUCGCGCUCUGCCACCGGUAUUGUUACAACAUUUGCUGCAGAAAAUAAUUUGUCGUUUUCUAUGUCUACUGUUGUUAGCUCUUCAAGCCUCACUUCUGGAAGUGGGACUACACUUUGGAAUCAGCCGGCUCAUCAAAGUCGUGGAACAUGGCAACUAGGUAAACGAGCUGUCAGUAGUUCCAACCAUCGCUCUCCUUCAGAUAGUGUAUCUCUCAAAAUAUCUCAGUCUGUUUUCCCUACUUCACCCAGCUCUCAACCUCACUCCUCUCCGAAUUCAUCAAAUCCCCCACCUAUUCUCCCACCAACUUUACGUUUGACACCAGGACCGACUUCUCGAUUGCAACAGCUUCAACAACAUUAUCAACGACAACAAGAGGCUCAAAGACGCUUCGAACAGGAUUCAUUAAGUAAACUAGGUGUUGCAGACAGUGUAUAAACAUAAGCCGUAGAUAGAAAAUCCGACUCCAUCUUUCUUCAAAAUUGACACUGUUCAAUGAACUGUUUUGUUUCAUCAGUACUUUUUCGUCCAUCAGAAUUAUCAUUUCAAAUAUAUUUCCCUAUGUUGUUUUGUUUACAUGAUGAUCCUACUAUUUUACAUAAUUUUUUUUCACGCUUUUUUGUACUUUGUUUGUUUUACAACAGUUCGCCUUCUCUUGCUGUCCG